Molecule: messenger RNA, 1073 nt
Organism: Suillus clintonianus
Lineage: Eukaryota; Fungi; Basidiomycota; Agaricomycetes; Boletales; Suillaceae
Exons: 3
Coding region: 211-990 (259 amino acids)
Source: RefSeq, a predicted model, not a curated record
CGGCUACACCAAGAGUUGUGCACGUCGGCCACCUACUAGUUUUCGCUAGCCACACAUUCAUCAAGAAGGAAGCAGUCGUCCCUGUUGAUAACUCCGACGACCAAUUGGCUAUCCCCAGCUCGUGCUUCAAGUGACACGCAUCCUACUAACAGACGUGGUUCUGCUUCAAACCACUCACUUGGAAGACCACGUAACUGUCAAGUUUAAAAGAUGGCAGAAAGCCAGCCUCACGGCCCAGCGAUGGUCUGGUGCCACAAGGUUGAAGAGAAAUCUACGAAGAAAAUCAGAGUGCCAGGAAUUGAACAAGGCAGCCGCAUAUACACUGUGUCCAAAAAGCCAUUCCCAAUUACGAUGUUGAGCGGGGACGAGUUCCUCAGCGCAUGGUGGCAAGCAGUACUCUGUCAUUAUGCCCUCUGGAAGAACGAUGUCCAUCACCGUGACGUCAGUCCAAAUAAUCUCAUGGUGUACAAGUUAAAUGGCAAAUGGAUUGGGGUCCUCAAUGACUACGACUUAUCAUCGACUCUACACGAGGGGCCUACCGGCAACGAACGCACAGGAACCGUACCAUUCAUGGCACUUGACCUGCUCGAGAAAGACGCCAUCGAUGGCAAUGUCUCACACUUGUACCGGCACGAUGCUGAAUCGUUCAUCUGGGUCCUCGUCUGGAUCUGUCUUCGCUAUAGUGGCGGCAAGCUCCUGCAUCUGAGGGAGGGCAGAUUGCUCGACGACUGGCUCAAAGUGGACGUAAUUAGAUGCAGGCAGAUAAAGUCUGACUUUCAGCGACAGUUCCGGAGUGAGAAACUUGACCCCAAGGUCGAACCCUCGUUAUCGCACAAAUCUACUAGCUGGAAGCUUGCGAGAAAAUGCCUUCAUACACUCUAUCAUUCCCCCCCGGAUACAGACGAAAAAACUACAUUCGAGGAAUGGCUCCAGGCGAACAUGGAGUCUGUCGCUCCAAACUUACUUCCUGGUUCUGUCGACGUGUUAUAAUUACAAGCCGUCUUGUUCCAGUGUUAUUUGCCAUGUCAAUACGUCCUUUGGAGAUCGCAUUCAAAUUGUCACUUAGAUCAUAG